GGCGGGCUCGCGCGCAAGCACAAGUCCGUCCACGAGCGUACGCGUGCGGGUGGCCGUUCUGUCGCGUGUGCAGAGAGGGACACGCGGAAUGAAGAUCAUUUCAGGUCGCUGGGACGUGCUUUAAUGAUUCUUUAAUAUUGUUACACCAAUUCUUUCCCUGCCAGAUUAGGAAAAAGAGGGAAGAGAGGUGUGGCCAGAGUGCUCUGGGGAGCCGGGGGUUCCCGACUCCUGAGCGGUUUAGGAGGGCCUCCAGGAAGAGGGGGCCGCUGAGCAGGAAGAACCUGCUGGCAUUUAUCUAUCUGUUAGGUUGUGGGGCGGGGGGACACCAGGGAGUGGAACGGCUUCUCGGCCCACUUGCUGAGUUGGCGACCGGGUCGUUCCAGGGAAAGCAGGGGUUUUUUGUCAAAUCGUGAGGUGAGAUUUUCUUGGGCAGGCGCCCCUCCAGAUUGCUGUCCCCCAGUCCACACUUCUCAGUGUUUCACGCCGCAUAGCAAUGAGGGGAGAUGAAAGCCUUUUAAAACCAUGGGUAACCGUUCAUACGUGAGGGGACCCCGAUAACUGGUGUAGGGGCCGAGUGUCCUAGGCCUGCGGCCUGCUUUGGUGUUUGCUCUACUCCCUCCCCUCCAGACCAUGCGGGUCCACUUUUCCAGCCCGUGCGCUGCAGGCAUCUGCCUCCAGCUCUCAGGUCUGUGUGUCUGUCUGUGCAUCUUCCAUUUGCAGAAGGUUCGAGGAGCUAACAUGCUUUUUUUCUCGUCCUGUGUAUCCUUGGGAUACCUCUAGAGAAAUACCCAAGAAACACUGCUGGUGGUUUCCAGGGCUGGGAGAUUUCAUUGUACUUCUGGUAUCACUUGAAUUUUUUUAUUUUGUGCAUAUGUUUUGUAUAUAUGUAUACAUUAAAAAAAAUUUUUUAAGAGAAACAGGCUUUGUGGCCAAGCAUGAUGAGGUGCAGAAACGGGCUGAUACUGUGAUAAUGUGAUAAUGUGAGGAGAGCCCAGCUAAGAGAGGGACAGGUGUGGUGGAAGGGAGGGGCUGGCUUUGAGAGAAAUUUUUGAGGCAAAAUCCCUAGAAUUUGAAGAGAGCAGAUCAGGGAGGUGGGGUUGUAGAUGGUCGAGGAGGAGGAAUGGAUAACUCUGGGAUUUGCAGCUGGGAAGCUAGCUGGACAGCAAGAGAUGCCGUCAGCCCCCAUCUAGAAGACAGGGCAGAGCAGGAGGUAGGUGGUGUCUCGAGGGGCAUCUGGGUUGAGCCUCAGGUGGCAGCUGGAAAUGUGAGCUGGGAACCUUGGAGAGAGGUCAGGGCUGAUGAUCUCGGAAGUUUCGGAAUAUGGGGCCUUACAGCCGAUAAGAUGCCCAGGGAGUGGGUUAGAGACAGAGAAGGGCUUCCUGGGGUGAUGGUCCUUUGGGGUGGAGGAGGAGCAGCAGAAAGACUGUGCAGGGGGGUUGGAGAAGCGGGGGGACCGGAGGCCUGGAAAUCCAGAGAGCAGAGCUUUGAGAAGCAGCGUGUGGUCAGGUACUUAGCGCAGUGGAAAGGUCCAGGAGGGGGCAAGCGAUCACGGAGGACUGAGGUAGAGCCGCGCCGCGGUGGGUUGAGGUGUGAGCAGCAGUAGAAGUGCACAUGGUGGCUACCACAUGCCAGCCCCGAGCUAGCGAGAAGGGGGAGUGAGCCCCACCCUCAGAGACAGACCAGCGCGGAGGAGACAGAAACGCAAGAAGAGAAUUUUAAUAGGAUUUGGUUGGCGCUGUGAGAGGUGCACAGGAUGUUACAUAGAGAAAGGGGACUUAACUCGGUCUGGGAGCCUGGGGGUGGGGCUGGAGGCAUGGGGGCUCCGACCGUGGCUAGUGGAAGCAGAGGACUUGGCACCCCAGACACAAUGGCCCUGGUGUCUGCUGAUUCCCGCAUCGCAGAACUUCUCACGGAGCUCCAUCAACUGAUCAAACAAACCCAGGAGGAGCGUUCGCGGAGUGAGCAUAACUUAGUGAACAUCCAGAAGACCCAUGAGCGGAUGCAGACAGAGAACAAGAUCUCUCCGUAUUACCGGACAAAGCUACGUGGGCUGUACACGACCGCCAAGGCUGACGCGGAGGCUGAGUGCAACAUCCUCCGGAAGGCUCUAGAUAAGAUCGCGGAAAUCAAGUCUCUGUUGGAAGAAAGGCGGAUUGCGGCCAAGAUCGCGGGCCUGUACAACGACUCGGAGCCCCCUCGGAAGACCAUGCGCCGGGGGGUGCUGAUGACCCUGCUGCAGCAGUCGGCCAUGACCCUGCCCCUGUGGAUCGGGAAGCCUGGUGACAAGCCCCCACCCCUCUGUGGGGCCAUUCCAGCCUCUGGGGACUACGUGGCCAAGCCCGGAGACAAGGUGGCCGCCCGGGUCAAGGCUGUGGACGGGGAUGAGCAGUGGAUCCUGGCGGAGGUGGUCAGUUACAGCCACGCCACCAACAAGUACGAGGUGGAUGACAUCGAUGAGGAAGGCAAAGAGAGACACACGCUGAGCCGACGGCGUAUCAUCCCGCUGCCCCAGUGGAAAGCCAACCCGGAGACGGACCCGGAGGCCUUGUUUCAGAAGGAACAGCUUGUGCUGGCCCUGUACCCCCAGACCACCUGCUUCUACCGUGCCCUGAUCCACACGCCCCCACAGCGGCCCCAGGAUGACUAUUCAGUCCUGUUUGAAGACACGUCCUAUGCAGACGGUUACUCCCCUCCCCUCAAUGUGGCCCAGAGGUACGUGGUGGCUUGUAAGGAGCCCAAGAAGAAGUGAAGCGGGCCGGCAGACUCGCGCUCUCCUGCCACCCUCACAGGGGAACGCAGCAGCAGAUUUCAUGGCAAAUAAAUAUUGUUCCCCUUUGCCCACGUC
Mustela erminea (ermine) is the source of this 2845-nucleotide messenger RNA. RefSeq names its product SAGA complex associated factor 29 (gene SGF29). The transcript is spliced from 10 exons. The coding region runs from base 1754 to 2749 and encodes 331 amino acids. NCBI's taxonomy places the organism in Eukaryota, Metazoa, Chordata, Mammalia, Carnivora, Mustelidae. The record is from RefSeq and is a predicted model, not a curated record. Gene Ontology annotation, cellular component: SAGA complex.